Medioppia subpectinata is the source of this 538-nucleotide messenger RNA. NCBI's taxonomy places the organism in Eukaryota, Metazoa, Arthropoda, Arachnida, Sarcoptiformes, Oppiidae. The record is from the annotation of a GenBank genome assembly.
AAAGCCUUUACUAGAAGUUUGUAUUCAGUAAUAGUGAUAGUAAUCACAGCUAUUAUUAAAUGCAAUCAUUUUAUGCAUUCAUUAAUCGAGUGUAUCAUUGAUUGAGAGGUUUAUUUGUUUUGUUGUUUCCAUUGUUUGGUUAGUUUUGUUACUUUUUCAUGUGUUUGUGUCCUUCACUUGUCUGCACAUCCAGUCAUUGAUUAGCAUUGCAUUGCAUUUGCAUUCAAAUCAUUGCCAGUUAUAUCAGUCGCUCAUUAGUGUUGCCGAAGACAUGGCCGACGCCGUAGACAUCAAACACAUUGACCAACAGUGGAAAGUACUCGACACUGAGUACCAGACUCUUGAGGAAGGCCACAAGAAUUACAACAACUCUAUCGUUGAGUUCACAAAAUUGCAAAACAAAUGUCUCAAAGAUAUAACUCAUCAAAACUAUAGGAUUUCUCAAUUGAAACAAUUGAUCCAAAAAUGCGUGACAAAUGGCGAAGAAGAAGAGCGUCUGAAAGAGGAUCUGUUGAAACAAAUGGGUUCGCGAAGAGCG